AUGGUGCUGGUGCUGGCACUGUGGGCCUGCCUGGCACUGGGCACAGCCCGUGAGGAGAGCCCGGCACCCGCGCCCCUGGCAGGUGGCCAGCCCUUUGCCGUGGUGUGGAACGUCCCCUCCGGGCGUUGCCAGCACCGCUUUGGCAUAGGGCUGCCCCUCAGCGACUACGGCAUCGUGGAGAACCAGGGUGGCCACUUUGCUGGCCAGAACAUCACCAUCUUCUACAAGAACAAGUUUGGUCUGUACCCCUACCUGUCACAGCAUGGUGUCCCCCAUAACGGGGGCCUCCCCCAGCGUGUCUCCCUCCACGCCCACAUCAACAGGGUGGCCGAGGACAUCCACCUCCUCCUGCGACCUGCUUUCCAUGGCUUGGCCGUGGUGGACUGGGAGGAGUGGAGGCCCCUGUGGGCCCAAAACUGGGGAGCCAAAAAGAUGUACCGGACAGCCUCAGAGCAGUGGGUGCGGGACCAGCACGGUGUCCUGCCGGAAUGGCAGCAGCUCCGACUGGCCCAGCUGGAGUUCGAGCAGGCGGCACAGGCUCUAAUGGAGGAGACACUUCUGGUGGGCCGAGCCCUGCGCCCUGGGGGGCUCUGGGGUUUCUACCGCUUUCCCGACUGCCUCAACAGCAACUGGGCCAAGGAGGCAAACUACACCGGGCAGUGCCAGCCGGCGGAGGUGCAGCGCAACAACCGUCUGGGCUGGCUCUGGGCCGCCUCGUCUGCCCUCUACCCCAGCAUCUACCUGCCGCUGGCGCUGCCGCCCGCCCUGCGCCGCCGCUACGUGCACCACCGGCUGCGCGAGGCCCUGCGCGUGGCCGCCUUCGGGGCCCACGGCCUCCUGCCCGUGAUCGCCUACUCCCGCCUCUCCUUCCGCCGCUCCUCACGGUUCCUGCCUCUGGCUGACCUGGUGCACACCAUCGGGGAGAGCGCGGCGCUGGGAGCGGCUGGGCUCGUGCUCUGGGGAGACAUGUCGUACUCCCACUCGGCCGAAAGCUGUGCCAACCUGCGCCACUACCUCGUGUCCACCCUGGGUCCUUACGUGGCCAACGUGACGGCAGCAGCCCGAGAAUGCAGCUAUGGGCAGUGCCAUGGGCACGGGCGCUGUGUGCGCCGGCAGCCCCACGACCUGGGCAGCCUCCUGCACCUCGGCCCCGGUGCCAGCCCUUGGGCUGCUUUCCGCUGCCACUGCUACCGUGGUUGGGCAGGUGAAGGCUGUGCCCAGCGGGUAUGGCUCAGCCCUGCCACCUCCUGCCAGGUGCCCGACCAUGCUCACAGCCUCUAUGGGCACAAGGAUGUCACAUCCUCUGACACCUGCCUGCCACAGGGCACGUGGGGCUGGUGACAAAGGCCAGGGACCGCUACGGUCCCCUACCCCAGCAGUGCUGCUGCUGGCACUUCCUGUGGUCUCAUUAAUCUAAAUAAAUUCUCCUUGCACA
Messenger RNA from Pyrgilauda ruficollis (rufous-necked snowfinch), 1435 nucleotides. It is a transcript of the gene HYAL3, whose product is annotated as hyaluronidase 3. Gene Ontology annotation, cellular component: acrosomal vesicle. The transcript is spliced from 3 exons. Gene Ontology annotation, molecular function: hyalurononglucosaminidase activity. Gene Ontology annotation, biological process: carbohydrate metabolic process; hyaluronan catabolic process. The coding region runs from base 1 to 1341 and encodes 446 amino acids. Lineage: Eukaryota; Metazoa; Chordata; Aves; Passeriformes; Passeridae. The record is from RefSeq and is a predicted model, not a curated record.